UCCUUUUGCUUUUUAGAAUCCUUCUCUGUGCGAUCAAAAAAGCAAAUACCCCAAUCGCUAGGAGAGAAAGGGAUGAAAACCUGAAACAGUUCUUCGUCGGUAUUAUCUCGUUUGACAAAGAGACUCGCCGAGCUCCGCCGUCACUUAAUCAACCUAAACUCUUCCGAAUUAAGUUUCCUCGAGCGAUUCCGAUUACUUUUGUGUGUGAAGAGGAUCGAUCACUUGUUGCUUAUCUCCCACUCUCAUCGUCAUCAUUUGAUCUUGGAGAGUCGGAGUUUCGUGAUUAGGGUUUAAGCAGCGUUCCGUCGGUUGGAUGGAGAACGACUCGCGUCUCUUUGGGGAGUUCGUUAGAGCUAACCAGUACAGGAUUCCAGAGAUAGUCUCUGCUCUCUUACCAACUGAUGAGGAUGUUGCUGGACUGAAGCAAGGUAUGAAAACGUUUCAGAAUCCUUCCAUGAAAAAGAGGUUCAGGGAUAGCAUGAACUGGCUGCAGUGGUUGAUGUUCCAAGAUGAGCCUGGUGUUUCUUUGGAGAAUCUGGCGUUGUUGAAUGUUGAUCGGCGAGGUGUUUGUGGCUCCGUCUGGGGACACAAUGAUAUGGCAUAUAGGUGUAGGACAUGCGAGAUUGACUCAACUUGUGCAAUCUGCGUGCCUUGUUUCCAGAAUGGAAGUCACAGCUCUCACGAUUAUUCUAUCAUCUACAGAGGCGGUGGUGGUUGUUGUGAUUGUGGGGAUGAGACCGCUUGGAAACGUGAGGGUUUCUGUUCGAAACAUAAAGGUUCCGAACAGAUUCAACCCCUCUCAGGAGAUCUAGCAAGUUCAGUUGGGCCUGUUCUUCAUGCUCUUUUUACUUGUUGGAAUAACAAGCUUUUAUCAGCAGAAAGUAUUAAAGAUGAUAGAUCCACCGAUGCUUCUGUGGUACUCCAAAAGAUGUCGAACGAGCUGACAUUUGCUGUGGUUGAAAUGCUUCUGGAAUUUUGCAAGUCCAGUGAAAGUUUGAUGAGUUUCGUUUCUAGAAGAAUUGUCUCUUCAACUGGUCUACUGGAUAUUCUCGUGAAGGCUGAGAGGUUCUUGGACCAAGGUGUUAUGGAGAAACUACAUGACUUGUUCCUCAAAUUGAUAGGAGACCCAGUCUUUAAGGUGGCAUUUGCCAAAGCAUUUGUGAGCUACUAUCCGGUUGUCAUCAGUGAAGCGGUUAAGCAGGGUACUGAUAAUGCAUUCAACAAGUAUCCACUACUGUCUACAUUCUCUGUGCAAAUCCUCACGGUGCCAACUCUAACACCAUUUCUGGUGAAGGAAAUGAAUUUGCUAGCUAUGCUUUUCAGAUGCCUCCGUGAGAUCUUUCUUUCUUGUUCUGGAGAGGAUGGUGUGGUACAGGCUACAAAGUGGGAACGGUUGUUUAAGACAAGUGACCGUGUCAUUGACGACUUGAAAUAUGUUAUGAGCCAUGCUGUGGUUUCCAAGUAUGCAACACAUGAACAUCUGGAGUUGUCAAGAUCAUGGUUGAGACUCUUGACCUUUGCUCAAGGAAUGAAUCCUCUAAAAAGAGAGACUGAAAUCCAUAUUGAAGAAGAAAAUGAGAACAUAGAUUUGUUCUUUGUUUUGGGUCAUUCAAUAUCUCUUAUUCACUCUCUGUUGGUUACUGGUACAUAUUCUGCUGCCAGUGAUGAAGAGAUAGAAGAUGAGAGAAUCACCAAGGUAGGACUUGAUAAGUGUGAUGGAGAAAGGUAUGCAAAAGUUAGGAGAUUGUCUCAUGAAGAUUCGGUAUAUAGUGAGAUGGUAAGCAGCAGCUCAUUUGAUAGCUCGAUGGCCUCUGAAGUCCACAGAAUUGACCCUUUCUAUGCUCUGCUUCCUUCUUCUGCCAUAUGGUUGGUACGGGAGUGUUUGAAAGUUCUGGAGACAUGCUUAGGAGACGAUGGAGGUAUAUCAAAUUUUCUUUGCAAGUUGUCUUCUCCUGGCGAUAGAAACAUCCCUGGUAGCAAGAUGUCGUGGCCAAGCAGAAAAUUGUUAAAGGUUGAAACUAAAAGAAGUGUAUCUAGUGGUCUUGCCAGUUCCAGUAGAGAUACUGGCUUAUCACCUCUAUGCGGCGAUAUACAACCAAAUCUUAGCUUGGAUAAUGUUGGUGGAUUUAGUGGGGAGGUUCAGACAGAUGUUACGGCAUACUCUAGGAAAGUUUCUUGCAACUCUUCCGAUCCGGCGAAGAAUGCAUCAGAAGUACACAUACUUGGUCUGUGUGAUUGGCCGGACAUCCACUACGAUGUGAGCUCUCAGGCCAUAUCUAUUCAUCUACCGAUACAUCGGUUCCUAUCUUUGCUUAUACAAAAAGCUUUAGGGAUGUGUUAUGGAGAAUCUGCAUUGCACCAUGGAGUCAAUGUUAGUCAUGAGAUCCCUCAUACCAACUUCUUCAGCUAUGUGUUAGGAGAUUUUCAUCCUCAUGGGUUUUCCGCUCUUGUUAUGGAGCAUGUGGUCCGGGUUAGGGUGUUUUGUGCCCAAGUUAUUGCUGGAAUGUGGAAGAAGAAUGGGGAUUCUGCAAUUCUAUCUUGCGAGUGGUAUCGGUCGGUUAGCUCAGUUCGCUGGUCAGAGCAGGGAAUUGAGCUUGAUCUAUUUCUUCUACAGUGUUGUGGUGCGUUGGCUCCCGCAGAUUCUUAUGUUAAUAAGCUUCUUUGUCGGUUUGGCCUCUCGAGCUAUCUUUCACUAAACCCGGAUGUAACAAAUGAGUAUGAACCAGUUUUGGUCCAGGAAAUGCUUGUUCUUCUGAUACAGAUUCUGCAAGAAAGGCGAUUUUGUGGUCUUUCUACUGCUGAAAGUUUGAGAAGAGAGAUCAUCUUCAACUUGGCCACUAAAGAUUUCACUCAUAGUGAAUUGGUCAAAUCUUUACCCCGUGAUUUGUCCAAGUCGGAUGAGCUCCAGAAGGUCUUAGACGAAGUUUCAGUCUUUAGUAAUCCAUCCGAAAUGAACCAGGGAAAGUACUCACUACGGUCAUCUUGUUGGAAGGAGUUGGAUCUCUACCACCCUCGUUGGCGUACAAGAGACUUGCAAUCUGCAGAAGAAAGGUUUUCACGCUAUUGUGGAGUGUCUGCGUUGACCACUCAACUUCCUAGAUGGAAGAUGAUCUAUCCGCCUCUAAAGGGUCUUGCUAGAAUAGGCACUUGCGAAACCACAUUUCAAAUCAUUUGCGCUGCUUUGUACUAUGCAAUAGAGAGUGGCACAUCUAUUAAAUCACGCGCUCCUGAUGGCGUCCUCAUAAGUGCACUGCACUUACUCUCGUUAUCAUUGGAUAUUUGCACUCAGCAAAGGGAAUCAUCUAAUCUUCAGGUAGAAGAUCCAAUUCCGAUUCUCGAAUUAGCUGGUCAGGAAAUAAUUGGUGUAAAUCAAGGGACUGGAAGACAAAGUUUGUUGUCUCUUCUUGUUUCACUAAUGAGGACUCGUAAAGACGAUCAAUUUCCAGAGGCAGGGAGUUGCAGUAUUUCGUCCUGGAUUCGAAAUCUGCUGAAGAAGUUCAGUGCAAUAGAUUCUGUUUGUAUGAACCUAUUGCAAAGUCUUGCCCCGGAGGCAGUCGGUCAGUCUGGGUUUGAUAAAGUCACAUCAGGCUCUUCUUCUUCUGAUGAGAAACGCAAGGCUAAAGCUAGAGAGAGGCAGGCUGCUAUUCUGGCAAAAAUGAAAGCUGAACAAUCGAAAUUCUUGUCUACCUUGAGUUCCAGCAUAGAUGGUGAUGAUUCAAGAUCUGAAACUGAAAAAUGUGAUUCUGUGAUGAAACAUGAUUCAGAAAUUGCUGUUGUUCGUGAAGUUUGCUCCCUCUGCCAUGACCCAGAUUCCAAAGACCCGGUUUCUUUCUUGAUUUUUCUCCAGAAAUCUAAACUUGUUAGUUUUGUGGAUAGAGGCCCUCCAUCUUGGGAUCAAUGUCCACAGUCCGAAAAGAAAACUCCCGUGGAUGGAUCUUUCGAUCGCCUGAGAGUGAAUUUUUCCACUGAUAGUUUAAGAAGGAUUCCUCCUCGUGUGCUACAAUUUUCAGAUGAUUCAACCUCUGAGUCUACUACAGAUUCUGUACUUGAAGCUUUAACAGCCCGGCUUGUAGGGAAGGGUCUGAAGGAGAAGAGGUCUAGCGAAGGGGGGGGGAAAGAUGAAUCUAAAAUUGAAUCAUUGGAGAUGGCUAUGUAUCAAACUGUUCGCAAAAAAAUUGAAAUGAUAAAUCAAAGCCUUACACAUGUAGAUCAUCAACGGCAUGAUGCUGAAAGUAGUUCGGGGAGAAAUUCUGUUAGUGCUCUAUCUACUUUGCAAGUUAGAUCACCUGAUAGUCGACCAAGAGAAACCUCCAGACGUCCGGAUGUCGUCAGUUUAGAUGAGUUUCACCCUACCGACUGUGACGGGGUUCAUCUCUCAUCAUGUGGACAUGCUGUGCAUCAAAUCUGCCUUGAACGAUAUAUAAAGUCCUUAAAGGAAAGGUCUGUCAGAGGAAAUGUCUUCGAAGGUGAACAUAUCGUGGAUCUUGCACAGGGAGAAUUUCUCUGUCCUGCAUGCCGCCGACUAGCUAAUUCUGUAUUGCCUGCAUGUCCUGGAGAUUUAUGUUGUGUCUCAAAGCUACAAGAACGUGCGCUUGCUAAUUUAGGUAGAUCAGAUGCACAGAUGCCUUCUCUUUGGCUCUCUGAAGCGUUGUGUCUUCUGCAAUCUGCUGCAGAUGUGAUUGAAGAUGGUGAUAGUGUUAAAAAGGUUUCUCUGCAGGGACAUGAGACAACAAGGAAAGAUCUUGAAUCUGUCUCCAACAAGCUCUGGAAUUUC
Messenger RNA from Brassica oleracea var. oleracea, 4774 nucleotides. RefSeq names its product E3 ubiquitin-protein ligase PRT6-like. The annotation marks the transcript as partial. Gene Ontology annotation, molecular function: zinc ion binding; ubiquitin protein ligase activity. Gene Ontology annotation, cellular component: cytoplasm; ubiquitin ligase complex. Lineage: Eukaryota; Viridiplantae; Streptophyta; Magnoliopsida; Brassicales; Brassicaceae. The record is from RefSeq and is a predicted model, not a curated record. Gene Ontology annotation, biological process: protein ubiquitination; ubiquitin-dependent protein catabolic process via the N-end rule pathway. The transcript is spliced from 10 exons.